This is a messenger RNA of Pelobates cultripes (western spadefoot toad), 156 nucleotides long. The record is from the annotation of a GenBank genome assembly. Lineage: Eukaryota; Metazoa; Chordata; Amphibia; Anura; Pelobatidae.
AUGGCUCAACAAAAGGGGAAACGGAAUCCCGACAAACCCGACAAAAACGGAUUCUUUACGGCCCAAAACCAACCGCCAAGAGCCCAAAGUGCGCCGGACCAAGAUGGCGAUGACACACUCCCUCUACAGGGAUCCCCUGGAGAAACAGCUCUCCCA